Molecule: messenger RNA, 525 nt
Organism: Thamnophis elegans (Western terrestrial garter snake)
Lineage: Eukaryota; Metazoa; Chordata; Lepidosauria; Squamata; Natricidae
Gene: RGS8
Product: regulator of G protein signaling 8
Source: RefSeq, a predicted model, not a curated record
AUGACCGACUGCAGAAACAGAGGGAUGAGGACUCGCCUGGGCUGUCUGUCUCACAAGUCAGACUCAUGCAGUGACUUCACAGCUAUCCUCCCGGACAAACCAACCCGGGGUUUGAAAAGAUUGUCCACAGAAGAAGCUACCCGAUGGGGAGAUUCUUUUGAUGUUCUCCUGACUCAUAAAUAUGGAGUGGCUGCAUGUGCCUUUCUGAAGACAGAAUUCAGUGGAAACCUGGAGUUCUGGCUGGCAUGCGAGGAAUUCAAGAAGAUACGGUCCACUACCAAACUAGCUACCAAGGCCCACCGGAUUUUUGAAGAAUUUAUCGAUGUGCAGGCACCACGAGAGGUAAACAUUGACUUCCCGACCAGGGAAGCCACAAGGAGGAAUCUAGAAGAACCGUCACCAUCAUGUUUUGACCAAGCCCAAGGGAAAAUCCACAGCCUUAUGGAAAAAGACUCCUACCCCAGGUUCCUGAGGUCCAAAAUGUAUACAGACCUGUUGUCUCAAACCCAGAGGAGGCUCAGCUAA